AUGCACUUCCCGAUGUACACGGUGCCGUUGCAUGCAGUUCUGCAGAUGGUCGAAGUUGAGCCGCACGAAGAGCUGAAGGCCAAAGGCCUGGUUAUCGAGUUUGACAAGAACCUGGGAAAUGCGGCCUUCGUGUCGCACCAAUGGCUGGGGCGUGAUAAUCCAGAUCCGCAGUUCGAGCAGUUUCGGGUUCUCCAGCAAGCGCUACGCCAUGUGAUGCACAAUCUGGACUUGGUGCCGCUGGAUGCUUAUACGGAGACGAUUGUGCCGCAGGCCAAGCCAUUGCAUACAUCAGUGCUUCGAGCAAAGCUCCUAUGGAUUUGGUAUGACUAUUUCUCCUGCCCGCAGCUGGAGGCCGCGCUAAGCCAAGGUAAACACAGCUGCAGCUUGCUACGAGCUAUUGACAGCAUCCCUGCCUACGUGGCCGAGUGCUCCUUCUUCUUCGCUCUCUGCCCGAUUAUCGAGACACAAGACGGGUCCAAGUUGCGGACGGCAUCCUCCUGGAGCCAGCGUGGCUGGUGCCGUCUUGAAAGAGUUUGCCGGGAGCUUUGCCAGGACUCAUCUUGGAUCAUGGUGAAAG
Molecule: messenger RNA, 577 nt
Organism: Symbiodinium necroappetens
Lineage: Eukaryota; Dinophyceae; Suessiales; Symbiodiniaceae
Source: the annotation of a GenBank genome assembly